GACAGUAGGAUCAUGGUCUGGCAGCAAGCGCGAGCUUUAUAAAUGGCGGCAAUCGCACAUCGAUGAAGCAAAAUCAGUUCGAAAAAUGGAGGGAAGAACCUGAGCAAGCGGAGGGGACGUGUAGCCAUGGCGAAUCUGUCGAGUCUGGUUCACGAGCUCCGAGAACGUAUUGCAGCUUCUUCAUCCACUCCUCCCAUUCGCGCAGAUGACGUCGGUCUCGAAGUCCGAUUUCGCGCCGUCCUUCCCAAUCUCCUCCACGCCUACGUCGUCCCCUCUUCCUCAGUAAACGAGAGGGAAGUAAUCGCUGUGUUGAAGCUCCUUUCGCACACUGCGAGGAAUUUUCCUGGUGUUUUUUACCAUGGAAAGGCCAGCGCCGUUUUGCCUGUGGUUGGUCGUAUACUGCCGUUUUUUGCAGAGCCCGUUAUCCAGGCGCGACAUGGAAUAAUUUUUGAAACUGUUGGUUCCCUUUUAUCCCUGCUUCGUACUGGAGCACGGGAUGCAUUCCGUCAGUUUUUCCUCGAUGCCAUGUUAGUCAUUGAAGAUCUUUUGUAUAUUGCAUCUCUUGGUAAUGAUACUUCAAGCAUUGUGGAGUCUACAAGUGUCACUUUGAAUUGUUUCUGUGAAUCUUUGAAGGGAAUACUUGAUGAUCCCGAUCAUCUUGGGGAUCUUCCAGAGAUCAACAGACCAACUAAUGGCACUGGUAUUUUGAUCAAUCUAACGGGGAAGAAGAGGUGGCAGCCUUUUGCGACUUGGAUUAUCAAGCUUCUUGGUAAAUGCCUGGCUGAGGGAACGGUGUAUGUUGAAGGGCUUAUCAGCAUGUCAGAUGUUUCAGCAGCAUGUUCUUUGAUAUGUUAUGGGGAUGCUGAUUUGCAAAUGGCAUGCUUCGAUUUUGCUCGCAUCGUUGCAUUGGUGAUAGAUGAUGUUGUUCCUCAUCAGCCUUUAAUCCAGUCAAUAUCUACUAUAUUAAGUGAAGACAAACAGGGACUUCCUGUAUUCAGAAACGUAUCAUAUGAUAAUUCUAUAGGAGGUUGUCUUAAUGUGCUGUACUCCAACUGUUGCGAUGAUGUUGUCAAGCUAACUGCUGCCGACAUGGUUGGUGUAUUUCCACUGUCCCUAUGGAGAACUAAGAGCAUGGAGCUCAAGGUUUCAUUAUGCAAUGCAUACAUACGGAUUGCUAAAAUCUGCCCUUCUCAUAUCUGGAGGCCUGAAAUACUCGUUGAUAUGCUUUCUUUUCCAGAACCUUGCUUUGCUUUGAUAGAUUGCUUCCAAGCAGCUAUAUCUGUUCUUGGUCCUGAUUGUGUCGGAGGGUCUUUGCCUGGGAUGGGUUUGUCAGAAUUGAGCAAUAAAUCAAUUGAAAACUCAAGAAUUGGAGAAAAGAGACACUUUGAGGAUUUGGAUAUUGUCAAGAACAAAAGGCGGAAGGUUGAUAGAGAAAUUGUGAACUCUGAAGCUGCUAUGCUGGUUGAAUGGAAGAAGACUCACUCAAGAAUUUGUGAAACUGAAGAAACUUAUACAAAUAAUUUGCAUAAUUUACUUGUUUCAUAUGUUGGUUGUUUAAGAGCUUCUUCCAUCAGAGCAGAUGCUCUAAAACCAGAUAUUUCAUUAACAGCUCUUAGCAUGCUGUGCAUUGCAUUCUGCCGGCACCCUGAAACUCAUUUGUCCCAGGUCAUAUUUCAGGAGAUGGUUUCAUGGAUUCCCUGGAUAUACAAGCAGGCAAAGCAAGGAAGCUCUAUUUCUGUUGAUAUAUCCAUAUUUCUGGAAGGAAUUCACAACAUACUUCUCCUACCAACCCAUGUUUCUUUAUAUUUAGGUUCACUCCUGUCUGGAAGUGAUGAUGGUGGAUGUGCUGAAUCUAUGUCCGUGAUACUUAAAGUUCCAUGGACCCAUUCAAUCACCAGUACUGAAUCUCAGAAGCCAUGGAAGACAAAAUCCAUCUCUGUUCAGGUUGCAUCAAAAGUUGCUUCUAUCUCAAAGACUGAAACUGAUCUUGAGGUCCUGGAUUUGGGUCUUGUUGAUGAAGCUGUUGAAGUUAGAACUGAAGCUGCCAUUUCUAUUCCAGUGAUUGCUCUAUGGACUGGUUUUGACAAGCUAACACAGUUAUUUAGGAGGCUGGAGAUCUUGGAGGGAGAAAGGGAUGAAAAAGUUAAGAAGAUUAUUCCAUUUUCUCUUGGGUUUUUGUCAUGCCUUCAUGGAUCUUGCCAAACUGUAAAUGGUCAGAACAUGAGUAGGUGUAAAUUGUUUUUAAAUACAAACAGUGAUAGAUGUUGCCUGACAGUUGACUAUUUGAUUCAAGGAUUUUGGUGUUCAAAGUGUGAUCAGAAUGUUCUGUACGAUCAUGAGCUAUAUACAAAUAUAAUUGAGCCACCUGUCUGUUACCCAAAAUUGGAUUUGGAUUGUGAUUUUGUCCAUUUAGUGACCAUGUUUUUUAAACUUCUUUUUGAUGAGUCUUUAGAAGAGGUUCAAGUUUCCUGUGUGCGAAAUCUUAGACGCAUUCUGGUCCAUGGGACUAGAGAUGUUCUACAUAAAACGAAGGCUGAUUGGCUUAAAUGCGUUGAGUUUUUGCUUCUCAACAGAAAGAAAGCAAUAAGAGAAGCAUUCUGCCUUCAAAUUAGUUCCUUCCUCGAGGAUCAUAUCUCAAGUUGCCUUUUCCCAGUCCCAGAAGAAAACUCCUCAAACAAAAGGAAAGAGCUAAUGAUUUUGGAUUUUAUUAAACAUGCAACGGGAACUACGGAUCCCCAAAUUCUUGACACUCUACUAGAAUCUGUAGCAGAGCUCAUGACUGCAGUUGAUAUUCACAGUGAAUUUUUCUCCAUUUCUCUUUUAUUGUUGGUUGAUCAUCUUGAUAAUCCACAUAUUACAGUGAGGAUGAGUGCUUCAAGAUCAAUUCACAAAGCUUGUCGUUUCCAUUUUAAUGGGAAAUGUGAACUAAUAUUUUCAAAAGUUGUCCAUCUUCAGAAUGAGCUAUUUGAUUAUCUCUCUACAAGACUAGUUAGCCGUCCAAAAAUUGUACAAGAAUUUGCAGAAGCUGUUUUGGGUGUUGAAACUGAAGAACUUGUUAAGAAAAUGAUUCCUGUUGUUCUUCCAAAGCUGGUGGUCUCUCAUCAGAAUAAUGAUCAAGCAAUUGAAUCUCUAUAUGAAUUAGCUAAAUGUGUAGACUCUGAUAUGGUAACAUUGACAGUGAAUUGGUUGCCAAAAGUUCUUGCAUUUGCUCUCUACCAAGCAAACGGGAAAGAGUUACUCUCUGCCUUGGAAUUUUAUCAUGUGCAGACUGGUUCGAAUCAGGAAGAGAUUUUUGCAGCUGCAUUACCCGCACUCUUAGAUGAACUAGUAUGCUUUAUCGAUGGUGGCGAUUCAGAUCAUGAGGUCAGUAAAAGGUUAGCUAGAGUUCCUGAGAUGAUAUUACAAGUUGCUAGAGUUCUCACUGGUGGGGAUGAUCUCCCAGGAUUUUUGAGAAAUCAUUUUGUUGGCCUCCUCAACAGUGUUGAUAGGAAAAUGCUCCAUGCAGAGGAUGUUUGCCUGCAGAAACAAGCUCUGCAACGCAUUGAAAUGCUUAUUAAAUUGAUGGGUUCUCAUCUUAGUACCUAUGUGCCGAAACUAAUGGUUCUUCUUAUGCAUGCUAUUGGUAAAGAAUUACUACAAAGCGAAGGUCUCAUUGUAUUGAAUUCUUUUAUCCAACAAUUGGCUAAGGUAUCACCAUCUAGCAUCAAGUAUGUGAUUUCUCAAGUCUUUGCUGCACUUGUGCCUUUCCUGGAGAGAAAUGAAACUUCCACACAUUUAGAUAUGGUGGUAAAGAUUUCGGAAGAGCUUGUUUUAAAAGACAAGAGUAUAUUAAAGGCACAUAUACGUGAAUUCCCUCCAUUGCCUUGUAUUUCUGCUCUGACAGAGGUUAACAGAGCUAUACAUGAAACUCGUGGGUCAAUGACUUUAAAGGAUCAACUACGAGAUGUUGUUGGUGGCUUAAAUCACGAGAACUUGAAUGUGAGAUACAUGGUGGCAUGCGAGUUGAGCAAAUUGCUAAACAUGAGAAGCAAGGAGGUUACAGCUUUCAUAAGUGCCGAAGCUGAUCCAGACAUGGAUGUUUUGAGCUCACUAAUCUCAUCCUUGCUGAGAGGAUGUGCCGAGGAAUCAAGGACAGUAGUAGGCCAGCGGCUGAAAUUGGUUUGUGCUGAUUGUCUUGGAGCAUUAGGUGCUGUAGAUCCUGCAAAACUGAAGAGUUUUUCAUGCCAACGAUUUAAAAUUGAAUGUUCUGAUGAUGAUCUUAUCUUUGAGUUGAUCCACAAACAUUUAGCUAGGGCUUUUAGAGCUGCUCCAGAUACCAUUAUUCAAGACUCGGCGGCAUUAGCCAUACAGGAGCUUCUAAAAAUUGCUGGGUGUAAGGCAUCACUGGAUGAGAAUGCUGCUGCUUCAAUGUCACCAACAUUGAAAGACAAAGAAGCUUCAAAAACUGUCAUAUCUGAUUCUUCUGAUGGUGGCAAUGAGAUGAGUAUGAGGGGUCAGAGAUUGUGGGGUCGCUUCUCCGAUUAUGUGAAAGAAAUUAUAGCACCUUGCCUAACCUCAAGAUUUCAGCUCCCAAAUGUGGCCGACUCUGCAUUUGUUGGUUCCAUUUUUCGACCAGGUAUGUCAUUCAGAAGGUGGAUAUUCUUUUGGAUAAGGAAGCUAACUGCACAUGCCACUGGGUCUCGUGCAAGUGUUUUUCAUGCUUGUCGAGGUAUAGUUCGUCAUGAUAUGCAAAUGGCUAUUUAUCUGCUGCCUUAUUUAGUCCUUAGUGCCGUCUGUCAUGGUACAGAGGAAGCACGACAUGGCAUUACCGAAGAGAUCUUGUCUGUUCUAAAUGCUGCAGCUGCAGAGAAUGGUGUGGCUGUGAUUCACGGCAAUAUUGGAGGGCAAAGUGAUGUUUGCAUUCAAGCUGUGUUUACUCUUCUUGAUAAUCUUGGACAGUGGGUGGAUGAUGUUGAACAAGGAUUGUCACUUUCUCAAUCUGGUCAGCCAUCGUCUUCUAAGCAUUCGGUGGCCAAAUCAAAGGAAUCAAGUUCAAAUGUUCGAGUUGAUCAAGAGCAACUCCUGGUGCAGUGUAGGUAUGUUUCACAGCUUUUGGAUGCAAUUCCAAAGAUCACUCUUGCCAGGGCCUCCUUGAGCUGUCAGGCCUAUGCCAGAUCUUUGAUGUAUUUUGAGUCAUAUGUACGAGGAAAAUCUGGUUCUUUUAACCCUGCAGCUGAGAGGAGUGGCAUCUUUGAGGAUGAAGAUAUUUCAUAUCUCAUGGAAAUAUAUAGUUAUCUUGAUGAGCCUGAUGGUCUAUCUGGCUUGGCAUGUUUACGUAAAUCCUUGAGGUUACAGGACAAACUUUUGAUAAAUAAAAAAGCUGGAAACUGGGCUGAAGUUUUGACUUUUUGUGAACAGGCUUUGCAUAUGGAACCAAGUUCAGUUCAGAGGCAUUCAGAUGUUCUCAACUGUCUGCUAAAUAUGUGCCACCUUCAGGCCAUGGUUACUCAUGUGGAUGGUUUAAUUACGAGAAUUCCUCAAUACAAGAAAACAUGGUGCAUGCAAGGAGUGCAGGCAGCUUGGAGGCUUGGCAGGUGGGACUUGAUGGAUGAAUACCUGAAGGGAGCUGAUGAAGAAGGCCUUCUUUGUAGCAGCUCUGAGAGUAAUGCUUCCUUUGACAUGGACGUGGCAAAAAUUCUGCAGGCAAUGAUGAAGAAGAAUCAGUUUUCUGUUUCGGAGAAAAUUGCUCUCUCCAAGCAAUCUCUGAUUGCUCCUCUUGCUGCUGCUGGCAUGGAUUCUUACACGCGUGCUUAUCCAUUUGUUGUGAAACUUCACCUACUGAAAGAGCUAGAGGACUUCCAUAACCUUCUUUUUAGUGAUUCGUUCUUGGAAAAAUCAUUUCGCGUGGAUGAUCACGAAUUUUCAGAAGUGAUUCAAAAUUGGGAUAACCGACUGAAAUUUACUCAGUCAUCACUCUGGGCAAGAGAGCCACUUCUGUCCUUCCGAAGAUUGGUUUUUGGUGCUAGUGGUCUUGGUGCUCAAGUUGGGAAUUGCUGGCUUCAGUAUGCAAAGCUGUGCCGCUCGGCUGGUCAUUAUGAAACAGCAAACCGUGCAAUUCUUGAAGCUCAGGCGUCUGGUGCACCUAAUGUCCAUAUGGAGAAGGCGAAGCUCUUAUGGAGCACUAGGCGGUCUGAUGGUGCUAUCUCAGAAUUGCAACAAUCACUUCUUAAUAUGCCAGUGGCAGUCAUAGGAUCUGCUGCAAUGUCAUCAAUAACAAGCCUUUCCUUGGUUCCAAUCAAUCCACCUCCAUUAAUCUGUGAUACCCAAGCUUUGAAUGAGAAUAGAGAUAAUGCAAAGACUCUUCUCCUUUACUCGAGGUGGAUACAUUGCACUGGGCAAAAGCAAAAGGAAGAUGUCAUCAAUCUUUAUUCAAGAGUAAAGGAGCUACAGCCCAAGUGGGAGAAAGGAUAUUUCUUUAUGGCUAGAUAUUGUGAUGAAUUGCUUGCAGAUGCCAGGAAACGCCAGGAAGAGAGUCUUGAACAAGGUCCAAGAAAAGUCCAAUCGUCUGCUUCUGCUAUUGGCUCUGUGAAUUUAAAUAAUGAGAAGCCCUGGUGGUCUUAUGUGCCUGAUGUACUCUUGUUCUACGCAAAAGGACUUCACAGGGGUCACAAGAAUCUAUUUCAAGCACUUCCAAGGUUGUUAACUUUGUGGUUUGACUUUGGGAGCAUCUACCAAAGAGUUGGUCCAUCAUCCAACAAGGAUUUGAAAAUUGUCCAUGGAAAGGUUCUGAGUAUCAUGCGAGGCUGUUUAAAGGAUUUGCCAACGUAUCAGUGGUUGGCUGUACUGCCUCAGUUAGUUUCAAGGAUUUGCCAUCAGAAUGAAGAAACUGUUCGAUUGGUCAAACACAUCAUUACCUCUGUUGUCCGACAGUACCCACAGCAAGCUCUUUGGAUAAUGGCUGCAGUUUCAAAAUCCACCGUUCCUUCAAGACGAGAAGCAGCAAUGGAGAUCAUCCAAUCUGCAAAAAAAGAUUUUAGCCAAGGAAACAGUGGGAACAAUUUAUUUCUUCAGUUUGCCAGUCUAAUUGAUCAUCUAAUCAAGUUGUGCUUCCACCCUGGUCAGCAAAGAGCGAGGAAUAUUAAUAUCUCUACGGAAUUUAGCACAUUGAAGAGAAUGAUGCCAUUGGAGAUUAUUAUGCCAAUUCAACAAUCUAUGGUUGUUAAUCUACCGGCAUAUGAUGUGAAUCUCACUGAUUCACUGAGGUCUGAUAUCUUUUCUGCCACAGAACUUCCUACAAUAUCAGGAAUAGCAGACGAGGCUGAGAUUCUUUCAUCACUUCAGCGGCCUAAGAAAAUUAUUCUAUUGGGUAGUGAUGGUAUUGAGCGACCAUUCCUCUGCAAACCAAAGGACGAUCUCCGGAAAGAUGCUCGCAUGAUGGAGUUCACAGCAAUGAUAAACCGUUUAUUAUCCAAAUAUCCGGAAAGCCGCCGGAGGAAGCUCUACAUACGCACCUUUUCUGUGAUACCUCUGACAGAGGAUUGUGGUAUGGUAGAAUGGGUUCCCCAUACUCGUGGCCUUAGACAUAUACUGCAAGACAUAUAUAUAACUUGUGGUAAGUUCGAUAGGCAGAAGACGAAUCCUCAAAUUAAGCGAAUCUACGAUCAGUGUCAAGGUAAAAUGCCUGAAGAUGAGAUGCUGAAGACAAAAGUUCUUCCUAUGUUCCCUCCCAUUUUCCACAGAUGGUUUUUUAAUACCUUUUCGGAACCAGCUGCUUGGUUUCGAGCGCGGGUAGCCUAUACGCAUACAACUGCAGUUUGGUCUAUGGUCGGACAUAUUGUGGGGCUAGGUGACAGGCAUGGUGAAAAUAUUCUUUUUGAUUCUACUACUGGUGACUGUGUUCAUGUUGAUUUCAGUUGUUUAUUUGAUAAGGGUCUGCAGCUGGAAAAGCCUGAAUUGGUGCCUUUUAGGCUAACACAGAACAUGAUCGACGGAUUAGGAAUCACUGGGUAUGAGGGCAUUUUCUUGAGAGUUUGUGAAAUUACACUUUCUGUACUGAGGACUCAUAGGGAUACUUUGAUGAGUAUUCUUGAAACUUUCAUCCAUGAUCCCCUUGUGGAGUGGACAAAAUCUCACAAAUCCAGUGGUGUUGAAGUUCAGAAUCCACAUGCUCAGCGAGCCAUCAGUAACAUCGAGGCUAGGUUACAAGGUGUAGUUGUUGGUGUUGGAGCUGCACCAUCUUUGCCCCUUGCCGUUGAAGGUCAGGCUCGUCGAUUAAUUGCUGAAGCAGUCUCACACAAAAACCUUGGAAAGAUGUACAUAUGGUGGAUGCCAUGGUUUUAGAUAUCUAGAGGCUUUUUGAUUAAAUUUGGAUUAUAGAGGCUGACAAUGAAGCAAGAAAUAACACUUCUUCUGGAAAGGAGAUGGCUAAUUUCUCAUUCAGAUUUGCUAUUAUUACCCGCAGAACUCAAAGGUUUGGUGCAACUACUUUUAUAUGUUUUGGCUGAUAUAAUCUGUUGUCUUUCUUUUUUUUUUUUUUUUGCAUAGUGUCAUGAGAGGGUACUAUAUUUUGUAUAUCAAUGUAAAGAAAUGCUAAGGGAACUUCCCAAUAUUAAGGAGAAGCUCUAAGUAGUGAUUUUUUGGCAAGUAAUUGAGAUUUUGUAGGAAAGUUUCUUAGAAUUUCUCGGACUCGCUAGUAGAAAACUUAAUAAUGGGGAAAUCCUUGAUGUCACUCGAAGCUAGUAUAGCG
Molecule: messenger RNA, 8725 nt
Organism: Momordica charantia (bitter melon)
Lineage: Eukaryota; Viridiplantae; Streptophyta; Magnoliopsida; Cucurbitales; Cucurbitaceae
Gene: ATR
Product: Ataxia telangiectasia-mutated and RAD3-like protein
Biological process (GO): DNA repair; DNA damage checkpoint signaling; telomere maintenance
Cellular component (GO): nucleus; chromosome
Molecular function (GO): protein serine/threonine kinase activity; protein binding
Source: RefSeq, a predicted model, not a curated record